Messenger RNA from Anopheles marshallii, 492 nucleotides. RefSeq names its product nuclear cap-binding protein subunit 2 (gene Cbp20). The record is from RefSeq and is a predicted model, not a curated record. Gene Ontology annotation, cellular component: nuclear cap binding complex. The transcript is spliced from 2 exons. Bases 1 to 492 code for a protein of 163 amino acids. Gene Ontology annotation, biological process: mRNA cis splicing, via spliceosome. NCBI's taxonomy places the organism in Eukaryota, Metazoa, Arthropoda, Insecta, Diptera, Culicidae. Gene Ontology annotation, molecular function: RNA cap binding.
AUGUCUUCUCAAAUCCAGUCCGUUCAUACACCAUCGGUAUCGUUGAGUAAAUAUCGCGACCAACAUUUCAAGGGCUCGCGCCACGAACAGGAAAAACUUCUGCGACUUUCCUGCACACUGUACGUGGGUAACCUAUCGUUCUACACCACCGAAGAACAGAUACAUGAGCUCUUUUCUCGGUGUGGAGACGUGCGGCGUAUCAUUAUGGGGCUGGAUAAAUUCAAGAAAACACCUUGUGGAUUUUGCUUUGUGGAGUAUUACUCACGGUUAGAUGCGGAGAGUGCGAUGCGAUACAUCAACGGUACACGGUUGGACGAUCGAAUCGUGCGAGUCGAUUGGGAUGCUGGAUUCAUCGAGGGCCGUCAGUAUGGGCGGGGUAAAACGGGGGGACAGGUGCGCGACGAAUACCGGCAGGAUCACGACUUGGGCCGGGGUGGUUACGGCAAGAUGGUACAGAUGGGCCAACUGGGCGCUCCGUCAAUGCGCGAAUAG